GUUAGACUUAAAAUUUUUUAAGCGAAAAGAAAAGUCCAAUGUUCUGUCAUUCAUUAGCUAGUGCUGGACAAGUUCAAAGGCUAAACAAUGUAUAUUGACUUGGGCAGUGAUGUAUCUGUUAUUCUUGGCCCUGGCUCGUUAGGAAUGCACCAGCUAAUAUCUAUGAAUUGUCAUGAGCGAGGAGCGGGCCAAUCUCGCGUCCCUCCGCGACAUUCGGGAUUCCUUUGCUGAUGGAUCCACACGUUGUUUCAAUCACCCAACCCCUCGUCCCCGGCCAUCCAGCCCGUCGCCACCAUCCUCCUCGUCGUCAUCCUCUGAGAGUCACCGCCACCACCACCACCACCACCCUCCAUCGCCGGGAGGUGGAGUUACAGAAAGAGGGAUUAGAUGAAGGCCAGAAGGCAAAUGAGGAUGCCUGUCUAGGACUUAAAAACGUAAUCAUUGCGCUGAUUUUUUCUUCCGUCGAUCCACUUUCGUUACUUUUCAGGUUGAUGAGGAUGAAUUAUAUUGGAAGAGAAGGGGUAGGUGCGAGGAGCUUGCAUGGGCACAUAAUUUUUCUCACGUAAUAUCUCAGUCAGCUCAAUGUGUUGCUAAUGCUAUGGUUGGGCCACGAUCAUGGAUUACUGGACUCUUCUACCGUUCCGGCAAUAAGCGCCAUGGAAGCAGUGGAAAAAAUAUAGAUUUUACAUUGACUCCUCUUCAGGAAGAAAGAUUGCAAAAGCUUCAACAACGAUUAGAAGUACCAUAUGAUGAGACGUGUCGUGAUCAUCAAGAAGCCCUUAAAGCCCUGUGGGAUGCUGCAUUUCCUGAUACUGAUCUUAGUGGCCUGAUCUCUGAACAAUGGAAAGAAAUGGGAUGGCAAGGCCCAAAUCCAGCCACUGACUUCAGGGGUUGUGGGUUCACUGCUCUCGAGAAUCUGCUAUUUUUUGCUAGAAACUAUCCAGAAUCUUUUCAAAGGUUACUCUGUAAAAGGGGAGGAACGAGAGCUAUGUGGGAAUAUCCAUUUGCUGUUGCUGGGAUCAAUGUUUCAUUUAUGCUAAUAAAGAUGCUCGAUCUGCUAUCUGAAAGACCACGAUCUAUACCUGGAAUGAACUUUGUGAGGAUCUUGUCAGAGGAUGAAGAUGCAUUCGAUGUGCUGUAUUGCAUAUCUUUUGUGAUGAUGGACGCCCAGUGGCUUGCUAUGCGUGCAUCAUACAUGGAAUUCAAUGAGGUUCUGCAAACCACACGGAUUCAAAUAGAGAGGGAACUAUCACUAGAAGAUGUACAUCGAAUUCGGGAUUUGCCAGCCCACAACCUAUUGGACCAGUAAAGCUUUUUGUAUCAAAUACAACUGUAAAGUCAGACAAAGAUUUUAUUUGACCAUCAACCUCACAUAGAUAAAAAAUUGUACAAUGGCUAAACUUUUCAUCCUCCUUAUUUUGGCUUAGGAUUAAGGGAAAAAAAAAAACAAAAAAACUCAUAACUGAAAGAGAACAAAAGCAAGAGGCAUGAACCAGUAGUUGAUUGCUUGAAAGUUGAGACUGUAUACAGCAUGUACGUUCGCCAAUGCAGAAGCGAGCUCAUGCAGAGUGUCAUAUCAGAAUUAAAAACAGAAAAAGGAAACUCAAAGAUCCACCGGAUGGAAGAUCAUUCACGUAGAUGUUAGCUGAUGGCUUUUCUUCUACUAUGUUUUACAUAUGAAAAUAUCUACAUUUCUUAUCAAUAGACUACCCAACCUUAUGAAAAACAGGUGGGCAUGUGGAAAAAAACCAGGACUUUCUGUUGUUAGAGAAGGUGAAUUUCUGUGAUUACCUUCACAUGAAGAAGCUUGGAUAUGGAAGGCAAGUAGAGAAGAUGGUAGAAGGCCUUCUUCUCACAGUCCUCUGCAGUGCGUCCCACCAAACGUCCACCAUUUCGCCAGCAAAUCUUACCAGCCGCGGCCUCACGAAGACAGCCCAUAAGCCGAUUGCCGCCAUCGCUAUUUCCAGGCCCAGCCCCAUUGACGCCACCACCGCCAAUCACCAAAACCAUGAAGAAGAACAAACAAUAACCUUACAGAUCCACAUUCCUCUCGCAUAUAUCGCCGCGGGCUAGUUUGCUGGUAAAAGAAAGGCAACAGAAAUGUGAAAUUUGUUCUCUAAUCCGCCAUUCCUACCUUCCGGUCAAAAUUUUUCUUUUGCGAGGUAGGCGGAGAUAAGGCCAUGAAAGCGUACAUGGUAGUGUCGCAAACGGGAGUAGGGGUGGGUUUAGAUGCAAAACCUGGUUUUGCCCCGAAGACAGUGUUUUCGGAAUAUUUGGAUAACAUAAAAAUUGGGUUUGAGAAGAACCCAGUUUCAACGAAGCCUGAUUUUUCCAAAAGGGAGAUAAAAACCUAAAACUUGGUUUUGAACAUGUCACAGCGACACGUAAACCAAGUUUUAAAAACUUAAUAAAAGAA
This is a messenger RNA of Nymphaea colorata (pocket water lily), 2416 nucleotides long. RefSeq lists its product as uncharacterized. Bases 599 to 1309 code for a protein of 236 amino acids. The transcript has 11 exons. The record is from RefSeq and is a predicted model, not a curated record. NCBI's taxonomy places the organism in Eukaryota, Viridiplantae, Streptophyta, Magnoliopsida, Nymphaeales, Nymphaeaceae.